This is a messenger RNA of Biomphalaria glabrata, 4743 nucleotides long. RefSeq lists its product as uncharacterized. Bases 167 to 1984 code for a protein of 605 amino acids. The transcript is spliced from 2 exons. The record is from RefSeq and is a predicted model, not a curated record. NCBI's taxonomy places the organism in Eukaryota, Metazoa, Mollusca, Gastropoda, Planorbidae.
GAUAUAAGAUUACAGUCUAAACAAUAACAAAGAUGGCUGCCCCUUGAACUACUGCAACUUAAGCUCAGGCUCUUACGUGAUACUGAUACUGAUCAGUGAUUAGAAUAAGGUAUUACAAACUUAAGUUUUAAACCAAGGUUUUAUGUACAUUUCACAUUAAACACCAAUGGAAACUCAGAAUCCUGUUCAAGUAGACACAUCAGGUACGCACAUCUUGCAAGAGGACAAAAACCAACAAUCAAGUAUUACAGAAGAAUCAGUGGAUGAUAUAAAGAAUAGUGUCACUAUGAAACAAAACCCUCUCAACAUUUUGGCUCCAACUUUUACAAGACUAGAGAGAGUCAUUGUUGAGCAAAGCAUUUUUCAGAAACUCUGGAAUAAAAUAGAAGAGUGCUUGUCGCAUGUUAAAGAAACUGAAUUUUUAAAUUCAAAUUUUUGUUCUGAGUUGCAUCGAAACACCCUGAGUGUUUCAGGUAACUGUACAUCAAAUGAAUCUAUGGCAGACAGAAACCAAGAAAAUUAUACUCAAAGGUUAUGGAACGAAGUGCACAAAGAGAUAAAACAAGAAACAGACCAAUCAGAAGUAAUUAAUUUUUUAAAUUCAGAUGAUGAUCAUACAAAUCUCCCUGAGUCUGAUUUAGAACUUACUACAGAACAAUUAAAUAAUAUAAGUUCUUCUCAAAUGUAUAUCAAAGCAUGUGAUUUGUGUCAAAAAAUUAGUAUGUUCAAUGGGAGUCUUAAAUCGUCUCAAGAAAAAUUUACAAUAUGUAUGUUGUGUCAGGUGCUGUUGGCAGAGAAAGAUGAUCAACUCAGUCAAAAAAUCUACAAUACAUUAAUUAACUCUAAAGGCAAUUCUUUUCCUGAAUUGUCAUGUAUUCAGGAAGUUGGUAAACUCCGAAAUGCUCGAUUUGAAGAAGAAAUGUUAUUGUGCCGCAACAUUGAGAGAAAAAGGUUUGUUCUAAGGAAAAUGAAAACAUAUAUUGCAUGUAAUCAUGUACAUUCAUUUCAAGAGCUUCAUCCUAAGAAUAUACCCUUUUCUACUAUUUGUCAAAAUAGAAACAAACCCUGUAGGAUUUCAGAAGGUGAUAAUGUUCAGAAUUUGGAUAUUAAGUUCAUGGAAAAGAGUACAAGAAGAAAAACUAAAACUAAAUCAAGGCCUAGGGAUAACAGAGCCAAAACUUCUACUCCAAAGACAAAUGUACAGCAGAAACAAAUCAAACGAAACACAAUGAAAAAAGAAGAAAGAAAACUGUUGAAGAAGAAAAAUAUUCCAAGGGUUAAAAACAAUAGAAUCAGAUUGACAGUAGAACAAAGAGCAUUGGUCAGAAGGAAGAAUGCUGAACUUAAAAAACAUACACAAGCUAAGACUGAUGAGGACAAAACUUUUUUCUGUAAGAAGCGGGCUGAAUUGUUGAAAGAGAAAAGAGCCCAAAUGACAGAAGAAGAAAAAAUAUUAGAAAGAAAGAAGAAUACCGAGCGUAAAAAGCGUCAGCGAGCCAGCAUGACAGAAGAACAAAAAUCAUUGGAGAGAAAGAAGAAUGCUGAACGUAAAAAGCUUAAACGAGCCGGCAUGAAAGAAGAAGAUAAAUCAUUGGAGAGAAAGAAGAAUGCUGAGCUUAAAAAGCUUAAACGAUCCAGCAUGAAAGAAGAAGAUAAAUCAUUGGUGAGAAAGAAGAAUGCUGAACACAAAAAGCUUAAACGAGCCGGCAUGAAAGAAGAAGAUAAAUCAUUGGAGAGAAAGAAGAAUUCUGAACAUAAAAAGCUUAAACGAGCCGGCAUGAAAGAAGAAGAUAAAUCAUUGGUGAGAAAGAAGAAUGCUGAGCAUAAAAAGCUUAAACGAUCCAGCAUGAAAGAAGAAGAUAAAUCAUUGGAGAGAAAGAAGAAUUCUGAACAUAAAAAGCUUAAACGAGCCAGCAUGAAAGAAGAUAAAUCAUUGGAGAUAAAGAAAAAUGCUGAACAUAAAAGCUUAAACAAGCCAGCAUGAAAAAAAAGAAGAAAAAUCAUUUUGCCAGAAAGAAGAAUACUGAAUAUAUAAAGUUUGAACAAGCCACCAGGAAAAAAAAAAGAAAAAUCAUUUGCCAUUAGGAAGCUGUCUGAAUGGACCAGUACCUAUAGACCUAAAAAGAAAAGAAAUCUAUAGUUGUAACUAGUCUAUAGAUCUAGAUUCCUAUAGUUCCAUAUGUAAAAUACAGAGAAUAAGAAAUAUUUAAAUGUUUAUGAUAAUCAAAUUUAAGUCAAGAGAUCCUAGUUUGCGAUAGAUCCUCCCCAUCUGAACAGAUUUGAGGUAGAAAAAAAAAACAGCUGUUACAAAAAAAAAAGCAUUAAAAGUUUGAACUUCCAGUAAUAAAUUAAUAGAAAAAAUUUAAUAUUUUGUUUUACUAAAAUUGGACAUCAAUAAAUUUUUUAAUCUUUUUUUUUUUAUAUUAAUUGUACUGAUUUUUUAUUAUGAACAUUUUUAACAAUUUUUACAAGCUUAUUUUAUCUGUUGUUAACAAAAUUGGCUUGGUUUUAUCGUUACAGUAUCUGUGUAUUGCCCAAAUUAAUCAAUCUUUAGAGAACAGUAAAAUACAUUUUUUACUGCAGACAUUAUGAAACAAAACAGGAAAAGUCAUCCUUUUGAGUAUUAAAGUAGAUAAAUUAAAUAUUCGUACAGUAGUCCCUUGUUUUUUUCUGUGGGGAUGCUUUUCUAAGAUCAUUGCGAAAAACGAAUUUCGUCUAAGUAGAGGAAAGAUAUUUUUUAUGUGUUUCAUGAAUAUCUGGAAUUUUUAAGAACCUCCCUGUACUGCUCAUAACCCUCAAUUUUGGCAUUAAACAGUCAGUCUAAUGUUUUUCAGCUGAAACUACAUGUGAUAUCCUAUCAGUUCCUUAUCUUAGCAAAAAUUAAUUUCACUCUGGACUUGAACAAUACUGGUAGAUAUACUUUCCUAUGCCCAAUCAUAAAUCAUCUUACAAAUAAGUCAGCAAGAAGUUCAUCAUCAUCUUUCCAUUCCUCAUGGAACAUAGGGCCUCUGUAAAAACAUGGCACUCUCCACUGUCUCUUGCUAAUUAGUUAAUGGCUUCCCAGCUCUUUCCUGUCUUCUCAGCUUCAUCUAGUACACUGCGUCGCCACAUUUUUUUUUGGUCUUCCUCCCUUCUGCCUUAGGGGUUCCAUUUUAAGGACUGUGUAGCUCAAUUGUCUUGUCUUAGGGUGUGGCCAAUUCAUCUCCACUUUCUCUCUAAGAUCUACACCUAUAUAUGUCUCUUUCAGGGUUUACUUUGAUUACUUUGAUUUUUCUUCAAUAUUUGCAAUAUAGCAACCAUAAGCUCCCAUGAAAAAAAAAAGUGAAACUGCAAAAGAUGAACCACAAAGUAGCAAAGGAUUAUUGUAUAUUGAUUGAAUGUCUGAGUUAACAAGAGAUUAUUGUAUAUUGAUUGAAUGUCUGAAUUAGCAAGGGAUUAUUAAAAACUACCAACGGAACAGCUAUAUGAUUACUUAGAUUAAGACAAUUAUAUAAAAUACUUUUUACAUUGGAUAAGUUCAACAAGUAGGGAUUAAAAAAUGACUAACAUAAAAAAAAAGUCAUUUUCUCUGUAUGAAGCUGAUUAUUGUCUAUGUUUUCUCAUUCUAUUGAUUUCUUGUUAGGCUUCAAUUUUGCAAGGAGUCUUUUUUUCAUUCAAUUGAUUCUAUUACAGUCCAGCUAAUUUCUACAUAAGACAUUGUGCAACAUGUUUGUGUGUCUAUUUAUUUGAUACUUUACUUAAUACAGUACAAAUAACCAUUUAAGUGUGUGUUUGAAAUAGCUUGAUUUAAUUUUAAGUUGAUUAUAUUUUGAAAAUUAGAAUGGUCAAACCAAAGUUUUCACAGUGUGGCCAGUUAGCUAGUGAUUUUUUUUUCUCUCAGAUGUAAAUUAUCUGUCAAAUUUGUAGGAAAAUCUUUAGAGCCAUUUUUGAAAUACCCCUCCAGUGUCCAGGUUGCACCCAGUGUACUGUUGUGAACCAAUGAAGAAUUGGCAAAGCUAAGAGGAGGAAUUGUAACAGCUAACAACCUUUGUUCAGAUGACUUCAAUCUACUUGCUGUUAAAUUAAUAAUUAAGUUUUGAGUUGCUGCUUGCAAUGCUGAAAUCAUUUUUGAAAAGCCCUGUUUUCUCUGACAAUUUGGAGUCCUGUCUCGUGAGCCAAGCCAUAGUAUACUACUGGCACAGAUUGACUAGUGUGAUAAUAAAAAUGUAAACUAAACACUUAUUAACUUUGUUACUUAAGAUCUGCUUUUCUUUUUUUUUUUUUUUUUUUUUUUUUUUUUAUGUGUAUUUUCUAGUUUUAAAUGUUAAUGUUCUCUGUAUAUUUUGUAAAGUAACCAAUUGUGGUCUAGGCUCAUGCAAACCUUGUAGACAUUUAUCAGGUGCUAAACAUUCAAACUAGUGAAACUUCAUUUCUCUAAUAAAUCUUUCUGAAAACUUCAUGACAUUCAAUUAAGCAGGUCAGAGUUUUUCAGGAAUUGUUAGAGGUUUUGUAUUUUCAACUAUCAGUACACUAUAUAUCAAUAAAAUGUAUUGUGCUGAUGACUAUAUUUAAUCAGCAUUGGUCAGCCUUGUUUCUUUCAAAAGUUAUGUUCACUAUAACUUAACGCAGCCAUAUUUGCAUUUACAAGAGUAAAAUUGUUAGCUCUUCACUGUUAUACUUGUUCCCUAUUAUGGAAUGUUGAUGUUAUUGUUGUUUUUCAUUAAAAAAAAAAAAGAUUCCACAUUUCCUAAAAGGAUUAAUAAA